UGAAAGUUUGACGCGGCGCUUUUCGUCUGCGGAUGUAAACAACUUAAAUCGGCAUCACGCAGUGAGACCUCGGUGGUGUACCGUACUUUGAGUUUAUUUCCUGCGGAUCGAAACAUUUCGUCAGGUGGUGGGUGAGUUCAUGGUAUGGACUGGGAGCUGGUGCUGGCAUGGGCAGCAACGUUAUCAUCCAUAGCUUGUCAGCUGGUUGGGAUAGAAAUAUGUCUGCGUAUCGUGAGGAAGGGCGGGACAGGUGACACAUCUCCUGUUCCGUUCUUUGCCUUCUUUAUCAGUGCGUGUAUCUGGCUCAAGUACAGCAUCAUGCGCAGCAUCUACUCCAUGAUAAUGUCCAACACACUCGGGGCCAUACUGCAGUUCCUCUACAUCUGCAUCUUCUACAUCUACACAGUCAAGAGGAACCAAAUGCACAGACUCAUCAGCUUUAGCGUCUUCCUGCUUUUUGGACCACUCAUCUACAUCCGAUACUACCAACCCAAUGAUGUCAUUGCGGCAGGCCAACUCGGAUUGUAUGGAUGUUGCUUAACAGUUGUAUGUUAUGCGUCACCCUUGGCAACAGUGGCACAAGUUGUAAGAAGCAAAAGUUGUGAUUCCAUAUCUGCACCGCUGUGUGUGCUGAACUUUGUGGCGGCAGUGGGCUGGUACUUGUACGGUCGUAUCAUCAGUGACCUCUAUGUCUCAUAUCCAAACGUGAUGGGGAUUGUUCUUGGAUGUUUGCAGUUCGCACUGUUCUGUGCCUACCCAUCCAGAAGCAGUAGCUCCAAGACCAGUUCUCUAGAUGUGUGACAGUAGUCGAGUGAUACUCGAGACAACUCACACAUGACAUUGGUGCUGUUGUACAAUGCCAUCUUAGUGCUAAAGUGAUUACCUUAAUAAGGACUUACGACAGUCUUAGCGCUAAGGUCAUUUUGAACAACAGCAUCCUGUGUACUUUCCUGAGCCCUGUUCCACGUGGCAGUCUUAGCUAUUGGUAUGCUGAGUUUAAAGUUUAGAGUUCAGCCAGAUAGUCUGCUAAUCUGCUACGCGGGACUACUACAUACUGGUGAGGACAAGCAGAAAUCCAAUGAUGGUAAUCCUUGAUCGGUAGCAGGGUGUUGGGGUAGCCUAGUGGUUAAGGCGUUCGCUCGUCAAGCUGAAGACCUGAGUUCGAUGCCCCACAUGGGUACAAUGAAGACUGACAAAAAAUGUAAACAUAGUAAGAAUUUCUAACUCAUUCAAGCAUGAGUUGCUGAGACAGUGAAAUAAAGUUGACAGUCCUUCGGACUAAUCUAGAGACAGAUUAGUAAAGUUGCAGUACCAGGAUUGGUUCGUGGAACGGGGGUUCUGGAAUACAUCAGAAAUUAUGCGAAUUAAAUGUUUCUGCUAUUAGCACAAAUAUGUUGGACAUAUUGUCCUGACCAAAUCUUGGAGUGUAAGUAAUGAUUGUCAUAUUGUUUGGAUCAGCUUUAGGGAACUGCAGCAAUUCCAUUCCUUUGUAUCCUUCUACUACUGGUGCAAUAUUGUAAGUCCUGACAUUGUGUACUCUUUUAAUUUGUUCAGUAUUGGCAGCACAUGCUCAUCAUGAAGAUGUAUUCUCAGUGAGACGUCUCAAUAUAUUGCAGAAGUAUGUUUGACUAGUAGUGUUUGGAGCAUGACAUUUGCCAAAUUGUUUUGAUGUAGCUUUUAUAGGUUUGUCUUGAAAAUACACAAAACACAGAAUAUUGUUUAUGAAAUAGAAGUUAGAUAGAUUCUUUUGAGUGUUGCAGGAAUAUUCUGUUAAGUGAAGACACUUUUGCAUUGUUAGUUUAAUUGUUAACUGGAAACAUUUCAAGAUCUUCUUGUCAAUACUCAGUGUGGUUCAUGUACAGAGAUACUGAAGAACCAGUUGAGAUUUGUGCCAUAUUUAUUGAUAAUAUUGUGUAAUUUUAUCAAGUGUUGAUAUUAGUAGUGUUCCCCAAAUACUCUUUAAAGAGAGGCUAUUUAUCUGUUGUCUAGAUUGAGACAUGUUACAUGUUACAGGCCUACCAAAGAAAACUUUCCCGCUGUGCAGAAAAACGCAGAAAAGCCCACAUUAAUCGUGGAAAUAGUAACAUAAACACAUUACCUCACUACUGAAACAGUAAAAACGGCAACGAAAAACUAUGAAACUGCAACAUUUUAUAUCAGCGAACUUUGACCUCUACUGUGCAUGCAAAUUACAAUCUGGCUUCUUUCC
Molecule: messenger RNA, 2209 nt
Organism: Haliotis rubra (blacklip abalone)
Lineage: Eukaryota; Metazoa; Mollusca; Gastropoda; Lepetellida; Haliotidae
Product: sugar transporter SWEET1-like
Exons: 7
Coding region: 145-801 (218 amino acids)
Biological process (GO): carbohydrate transport
Cellular component (GO): membrane
Molecular function (GO): sugar transmembrane transporter activity
Source: RefSeq, a predicted model, not a curated record